UUUCGAUGGUCUCAACGCGUGCUGAGCAGCGACUAGGAGGGAUAUCUCAUCCUGUCACUUCAAUGCGACCUGUGAGUGCACGAGUGAAGAUCAGACGCGAUCAUAUGUGAAGGAUCAGUGCCGCAUACACUCUCAGUCCAUGCUAAACCAAUCUUCGUCUUCCAGCUCACAAAUGACCAGUCAAUCACUUCCUUCUCGCCCAUAGCACAACUGAAGAGAUCCUCAACACUCACGUCGCUGUGAAGGAAUACCCAAACAUCAAAGUCGAUGAGUAUUGUGUCGACACCCCUGCUGACCCUAGGCAUGACCCGUCUCCCGUGGUCCGCCACAAGGGCUGGAAACUGUGCGAGAGCGGUGACUCUGACCGAUGCGUCGCUGUCGUGCGGGAAGCCAUCAGACUUGGGUUCCCUAUGUAUUGGAAAUGUUUCUUGUCGUGCAUACUCAGCGCUGCCGAAGGACACUGAUACAAAGCUGGAAAAUACCGUCUUCAUGCUGAACUUUCCUGGUGCAAACUGGCCAACGCAAGAUUGGUCCACUUUAUUGCUCCGACUUAAAUGCAAGAUCUAUUCAAUGAGCUUAACAACACCUUCAACUACCAAGAGAGCUGCAAGCCUGAGUUUGCCGAAGGUACUGCCGAAGAUCUUGAAGAUCAUUGGGAGCAGUGAGGUGGAGACGCAAGCAUUCACGACAAUCUCAUCGUCAUUCUCGAGAUCAGCAGUGAAGGCACCAUUACCAGCGUGCUCGAGCAAGACCCUACCGUUACAGUCGUGUCCAAUGGCACUACAACUUCGACAAAUGGUCAUGAUGGCGAAGGCGCCGUACCCGACAUGGAGAGACUUGCGAUUCGCACUUCAAGUAAAGGUCACGUCCGCACCAUGUCCGCCCCCAGCGGCGGCAAGAUGUCCAUGAGUCUUCUCAAGAUGCCUGAGAAUUAGUGAGUCAUAACCUAUACGUGUAAUAGCUUGCCCGGCAUAGCGCUUGUGGCUUACACAUUUCUCUCGCGUUCCUUCUAUGCGCAGAUUGUAAGAAGAUUACA
This is a messenger RNA of Aureobasidium subglaciale EXF-2481, 1036 nucleotides long. RefSeq lists its product as uncharacterized. The record is from RefSeq and is a predicted model, not a curated record. The transcript has a single exon. The coding region runs from base 268 to 909 and encodes 213 amino acids. Lineage: Eukaryota; Fungi; Ascomycota; Dothideomycetes; Dothideales; Saccotheciaceae.